Penicillium argentinense is the source of this 2571-nucleotide messenger RNA. RefSeq lists its product as uncharacterized. NCBI's taxonomy places the organism in Eukaryota, Fungi, Ascomycota, Eurotiomycetes, Eurotiales, Aspergillaceae. The record is from RefSeq and is a predicted model, not a curated record. The coding region runs from base 1 to 2571 and encodes 856 amino acids. The transcript is spliced from 4 exons.
AUGCCUCCUGGGGGCAGCAAAGAGCCGAAGUCUCUGACGCGAGCCGACUUUGACAACCCUGAUGUUCUCAAUGCCGUUAACCCGCACCCAAGAUAUGGAUACUUCCAUGGUCCCAUUCACGACGUAAAUCCUGGCUGGAAGCCAAAGGCUUGGAUUGACCGCAACGGCGGCCCAGGACAGUGGAAACCCGUUUCCUGCCGGGAUGUCGACAAGGAGUACCACACGCCGACGGGCCCUGCCAACGAGAUGGCUCUCCUCAGCCGCGCGCAUAGUCUCACCUGUAGUGUUCUCGCGACAGAAAUUCCACUGCUCAAAGGUCAAGACAUCAGUGGACUCAAUAUUAUGUGCGGCACUACUUGCAAAACCCUCGAAAGCUUGCGCAAGCAUAUUCGCAAUAUACAUACCGGGGCUAUUAUCACGUCCUUCUCACGUAAGCAGGUCGAAGGCGAGUUCCAGGCAGGCGAGAACGCACUCAAAAAACUAGUUUUGACGGGUGGCUGGCGCCAGGCGAGGUUCAUGUAUGAGCCGAACUACGGUGAGGGCAAGAUCAGGGAAUACUGCGAUGCUCUUGAAAAGAUUGCUGCCGACGACCAGGACUUUGCCAGCAAGUAUGGACGAUCCUUCCAUCGAGACAUUGUUCGCCAAAUCGAGGCUGGCAAGAAGUCUCUGAAGCAUGGACCCUGGUCUCGAUACCAAGGUGACCAAAAGGAGUCUGGCGGGCUUGUGCUCGUCAAGGAAACUUCUGGCAAGACCAUGGAGAAUCCUGAAAUAUGGUCUUCUUCCUCUGAAGCUUUGGUCACAUCCCGAACUGGGAUUCCUCGAUCUAUUUCGUCUCCGUCCGUGGUUCAUACGUCGAUGAUUCCUCCCAUGGACUCGCUUGUUCCUCCGGUGACUGUCCCUCGCGCAAUGCCUCGAACUAUUUCUUGUCCGUCCGUGGCCGCCCCCAUGACGAUGGCCGCCCCGCCGUUGCCCUUCUCUGUCCCUGGAGCUCGCCAUUCUCGAUCUGUGUCCUAUCCGACCAAGCCUCCCUUUAUGCCAGUUCCGGCUGAAGUAUCUCCAAUCCCUCCGGUUGUGCCAAUGGCCCUUGGACCGGGAAUGUGUCGAAUGCCCCGAUCUGCGUCUGCUCCCAAUGUGGCUCGAGCUACUCGUCCUUUGCCUGCCUCGGCUCCGGUGACCCCCCGAAAGGCACGUUCUCGCGCCCAAUCUCUGACUACGCCUCCUUACAGAGCCUCGCCUCGUAUCGCACGCACACGCGCCCAGGGACCCGUGUUAUCAAAGGCAGGUGAGUACAUUACUUCUCUGAUGGCUGGUAAAACUCCAAGUCACUACACCGAUAUGAUUGCACUUGGAACGAAUCUUAGCGCUGUGCCUGAGCAUCCCUCUGUGGAGAGUCCACAGGGGGCAGCUGAUCAGGCCAUGCCUGAUCCGUUUAGUCAUUCUUUUGGUGGCGACGAUGUCUUCAUGGAAGUUUUGAAGGGUCCCGGCGACCAGACCGUUCCUGCUCCUGCUGGCAAUUAUGUCGUAUCGGCUCUAGAUGAUGAAGAUGCCUUCAUGAAGUCUUUGAUGGAGACAGGCAUUCAGCCUGUGACUGCUACCGCAGGCAACGAUGUCUUCACGGAUACUUCGAACGAGGGUACCGACCAGCCCAUGUCAGCUCGCAUGAAAGACGAUGCCUUCUGGAAGACUUUGAUGGAGACUGAUAACCUGCCUGUUCCAGCUGGCCAUUAUGUGCUCAUGAAUACUCCCAAUGAGACUGGCAGCCUUCCUGUGCCUUCUAACAUUGACGACGAUCUCUCCCUGAACACAUCGAAGGAAAUCAACGACCGGCCCUUGCCUGCUCCCGUUGGUCAGAAUAUAUUCAUGAAUACUCCCAAGGAGGCUGAUUGCCUGCCUAUUCCUCCUACCGUUGACUGCAAUGUAUCGAUACCUCCGAUGAACUGGCACGAUACACAGCAGAAGAAAACAUCGAACAAGAGAGCUGAUCAGUCAGACAAUCUGCUCAAUCCUGCUGCUGUAAUCCAAGGAAACCAUUCAGUAGUGAUCGGUUCGGGUGAUCCAUCCAGGAUCGUACGCAGCAGUACCCAGUCUGGCCAGUCUGUCAGUCAUCAUGAAAUCCCUCUUCCCGGUCACUGGCCGCCCCUGUCUACUCACUCCAAUUUUCCUGAGCCGUCGCUGGAUCAUAGAGCCGGUAAGUCUGACAGCCAGCUUAUCGCCGCUUCUGUCCUCGAAAAUGCCCCUGACAGUCAAUUUGAUGUACUUGAACCAAACCAGAACAAACUUGGCCCUACUGGACCUUGCGGCAAGACCCAUACAUAUACUUCCUCGGAUGGAAUCCCUACAAGUACAAGAAACAUCGCACCACACAGCCCCGACGCUGGUGGGCCCGACUUUGAUUCCGAGAUUGAGGCACUCUUAUUCACGGAUCCCUUGGAGGGGAAUGAGAUGUUGCAUUAUGGGGAUACCACUGAGGAGGAUAAUUUUGAGCAUGACGGCCUUUUCAAUCGUUUUGAUCCCGCGGUAAGUGCCAGUGAGAAGCAGCCAAAUUUGAGGGCCUCCGAGACAGACCAUUAG